Messenger RNA from Diceros bicornis minor, 987 nucleotides. RefSeq names its product olfactory receptor 5M10. The coding region runs from base 40 to 987 and encodes 315 amino acids. The transcript has a single exon. Gene Ontology annotation, biological process: G protein-coupled receptor signaling pathway; sensory perception of smell. NCBI's taxonomy places the organism in Eukaryota, Metazoa, Chordata, Mammalia, Perissodactyla, Rhinocerotidae. The record is from RefSeq and is a predicted model, not a curated record. Gene Ontology annotation, molecular function: G protein-coupled receptor activity; olfactory receptor activity; odorant binding. Gene Ontology annotation, cellular component: membrane.
GGCAGAAUUCUUCACUUUCAGUUUUGAAGAGAUAAGAAAAUGUCUUCUCAAAACCACACUCUAGUGACGGAAUUCAUUCUCUUGGGACUCACAGAGGAUCCAGUGCUAGAAAAGAUCCUGUUUGGGGUGUUUCUGGUGAUCUACCUAAUCACACUGGCAGGGAAUCUGUGCAUGAUCACGCUGAUCAGGACCAAUUCCCACCUCCAAGCGCCCAUGUAUUUCUUCCUUAGCCACCUCUCCUUUGUAGACAUUUGUUAUUCCUCCAACAUUACUCCAAAUAUGCUGCAUAAUUUCCUCUCAGACCAGAAGACCAUCACCUAUGCUGGAUGCUUCACGCAAUGUCUUCUCUUCAUUGCCCUGGGCAUCACUGAGUUUUAUCUCCUUGCUUCCAUGGCACUGGAUCGCUAUGUAGCCAUUCGCAGCCCUUUACAUUAUAGCACCAGGAUGUCCAGGGACAUUUGUAUCUCUCUAGUCAUGGCCCCUUAUACUUUUGGCUUCCUCAAUGGACUCUCUCAGACACUGUUGACUUUUCAUUUGUCCUUCUGUGGCUCCCUUGAAAUCAAUCAUUUCUACUGUGCUGACCCUCCUCUUUUAAUGUUGGCCUGCUCUGACACCUAUAUCAAGAAGAUGGCAAUGUUUGUAGUUGCUGGUUUUACUCUCUUAAGCUCCCUCUUCAUCAUUCUCCUGUCCUACCUUUUCAUUAUUGCAGCCGUCUUGAGGAUCCGUUCUGCUGAAGGCAAGUACAAAGCCUUUUCUACUUGUGGUUCCCACCUGACAACAGUCACCAUAUUUUAUGGAACCCUCUUGUGCAUGUACUUAAGGCCCCCAUCUGAGAAGUCUGUAGAGGAGUCCAAAAUAAUUGCAGUCUUCUAUACUUUUUUGAGCCCAAUGCUGAACCCGUUGAUCUACAGUCUGAGAAAUAAGGAUAUCAUCCAUGCCAUGCAGCAAAUGAUUAAGGGAAAUAUCCUUCAUAAAAUUGCAGUUUAG